Molecule: messenger RNA, 1323 nt
Organism: Ilyonectria robusta
Lineage: Eukaryota; Fungi; Ascomycota; Sordariomycetes; Hypocreales; Nectriaceae
Product: putative sodium bile acid cotransporter
Exons: 3
Coding region: 1-1323 (440 amino acids)
Cellular component (GO): plasma membrane
Source: RefSeq, a predicted model, not a curated record
AUGUCAACCUCCGAGAGUCCUGACCGCGGGGAGGCCUCGCCAAACCGGGCGGUGGCAUGGGCUAAGAAAGCGGCUAAUUUGAUCCUCGCUCAAUAUCUCAUCAUUGGCUUCGCCGUUGCGUGCGUACUGGGAUACUUCUUUCCAUCCGUUGCGCGACACGGCGGGACGAUUCGCUCCGAGUAUAGUAUCCUGUACGGCGCAGUGGCCUUCAUCUUCUUCGUUAGUGGUCUGCAGCUAUCGCCCGAGAAAUUGAAGAAGAAUGUGACGAAUUGGCGGCUGCACAUCAUUGUGCAGGGGAUCAGCUUUGCCAUCAUCCCGGCCAUCAUCCUUGCAAUUAUCCACAUAUGCCUCGCAGCAGAUUGCCUCAAGUCCCAAACGCCCUCACCCCCUAUUCUCAUCGGUCUACUCACCACCGCCUGCCUCCCUACGACAAUCGCCUCCAAUGUUGUUAUGACUCGCGCCUCAGGCGGCGAUGACGCCGCGGCCAUCAUCUCCGUCGUCAUUGGAAAUGUCGCGGGCGCUUUCCUCUCCCCACUGCUCAUCUACGGUUUCUUCCCCACCGGGGACGCCUUCGUGAACUGGCGGCCGGCUAGCCCCAGCACCCUCGGGAACAUGUAUGCCGACGUUGCUAAGCAGCUCAGCCUCAGCGUUGUGCUGCCGCUCGUGGUCGGGCAAACUGUGCGGUGGCGCUGGGAGGAGAAGACGGUCAAAGUCUUGGACAAGGUGAAGCUCGCCAAGGUGUCAACGCUGUGCCUCGUACUGCUAGUGUGGACGACCUUCUCGGGGGCAUUUGGCACCGGAGCCUUGUUCCAGUUAUCGACGAGUAACGUCAUCUUUAAUGUCUUUAUGAAUGUGGCGCUUUACAUCCUCUUCACCCUCAUCUGCUUCUACACGGCUCGGCCCCCACAGCGCCUCACUGACUGGGUGGCUGCAUCGCGUCUAGGACAGACACUCCCUCGUGCUCUCAUCCCGCGCCGCAUGUCUAAGGAGCAGACCAUCGCCGUGUGCUUCUGCGGCGCCGCCAAGACCACCAGCCUUGGUAUCCCACUAGUGAGUGCGAUGUGGGCGCGGGCCGACGAUCUGACACGCGCGUACAUUCAGAUCCCCGUGCUUCUGUACACGAUUGAGCAAGUAUUUCUCGCGCAGAUGCUAGUAUAUGUCUUCCGGUGGUAUCUGCGGCGAGGGGAAAAGAAACAGGGGGAUGAUACCGAGGAGGAGUGUGGCCGAACUGAGGUGGUGGAGGGAGAUAGGGAAGUGGCCACUCAACGAAACGAAGAAGCCGUUCAAUCUGAACGAGAAAAGGUGGAGGGCAAUGUGAGGUGA